AGAGCGUAGUCGUAGAGAAAAACGAUAUGGUAAAAACUAUUGAAUGGAACAACGAUAUUCAGUGUAAUGUGAGUCGACGCUCUUGACGGGUCGGGAUCGUAAUCGUCGUGUCAGUGCAUGAAAACAAGUUUGGGAGAUCGUCUUCAGUAGGAAUUAUAGAUACAUAGUCAUCUCUGAAAGAACAACUUUGAUGUACACCGCAAGGAAAAACUUCGUCUGAAACUAUGCUUCGUAUAAACUUCCUGAAGGACGCCCUUCUUGCAGUAUCGGAAGAGGAUGCCUUAAUCACUUAUACUAUACAAUUAUAAGAAUGAUUUUUUUUUCAUCAGUCACUGACAUCACUGGUGCACGUGCUCAAAAACGUUCCUCUUUCUUCUUCAAAAAAAUAGAGGCGACAGAAUUGAUAAAAAGGUGUAAGCAGUGUAUCACCAUCCACACGUCGAAAGCAAAAACAAAGAUGGGGCGUCGUGGUCCCAACGCGCGCUGCCGAAAGCGCGUGGCAAGCGCUGCGCAAUGGAUGGCGUUGCCCCUUAUCUUCCCAGGAGAGGAUCAUUUGAGUAACUUUUUUUCUCUUAAAUAGUUUUUGUGUAAGAUGAUCCUGAUUCAUGUAAGUAAGAAGCAGAAUGCGUUUGGAAUUCGAAUUCAGAUCGACGAACACAAAUUAUUCGAAACUUGGAGGCAUGAUCGUUGUCGAGCAUGUUUCGCGGUUCAGCUUUAUUGCAAAUUCAGAAAAAAUAAUAUAAAUGCGAAGUUGAAAAAUAUCAAGAGACGAUGAAAAUAAAAAUCAGCAUGGUGCGUCAAUGCUUAUGAAAAUUUGCGCGAUACGCGGAACAUCCCCCCCCCCCAUGGAUGAGGACGAUGUCACGGGUUCUCCGCUGAGCGAUGUUGUGUCUGCAGAUGGGUCGGUAUUGAAGUAUAUGGCUUGAUGUCUUGCAGUGCAAGAAGUAGGUUUGUCGUGAAGUGGGUUUGCAUAAUAUCAUGCACAUGUUGCAAUGUCCUUGGCGAUUACUAGAAUUCGCUCCACAAUAGACCGCAACCACACACAGACCUCCGUCUUGGAGAACGAGAAGGAGUUGGUGAUGAAGACCGGAAAAAACGAGGCGAAGGAAGAGGAAGGGAAUGAGGCGGCGGCGAAGACAGUCCCGAAGGGGACGGAGGAGAAACCGAAAAGCGAAAUAACUACGCAUACGGGCGAUGAGGAGGACGGAGAACCCCAAGAAGAAUCGCUAUGGGGCAUCGUACCCCCGCGCCGGCGGCACUUCCGGGGGUGGGGCAGCGUCAAUGCGGAAAGGCCAUCCUCGGCAUCGCGGUCGUCGUCUCGAUUGUCGUCCCCAUCGCAGACGUCGAAGGCGGCACAGCGGCUGGACCAGAUCGUCCCAGUCGAUGAGAUGCCACGGAAGAGCAGAAGUACAACUGCCUGGGGAGCGUAGUAGAAACUUUCACGCAAAAUGUAAAUACACUUUUUAGAAGGCAAAAGUAAAUUAUGUCUACGUCAUCUCCUGUACUAGCUGUAAAAGGCUGUCCAGGUCGUGCGUUGUAGCAGGACAGAGCUUUUUAUUCCAUAUUCAAGUUUGUGGACGAAGGUAGUGUUGCAAUCCAUCGUCCAAAAGGAAUCGUGUUCCUACAGCUAGAAAAUACCGAACAUACUUACAUCUGCGUGUAUGCGCAUCCGCGUCGAAAUUUUCGUUCGAUAAACUGUGCUCCAAAAAAAAAGUCUACAGCAGAUCAUGUAGCCCAUUUUACUUAGUAGAGUGGCGACGCCCUGGCGUAGUACAUUGGAAAUUAUAGAUAUUUUUUGUCACAGCACAACUUCAACGAAGACGAACCUAACGAGACUCCGUCCCCGUCACUGUCGACCCGGCAAAACAUUGUGGUGAGCAGGAAGUAGGUAAAAAAUGAAAAUCGGACCACUCGAAGAAAUUAAUUUCCACUUUCUCUCAAAAUUUCAGUUUCAAUUUGUUGUUUAGUUACACUUACAGCUUACAGUGAAUUGCAAUGUCAUCUACUUCAAGAGCGCUACACUAAUAUAUUUAUAGGCUCAAGCUCAGACGCAUUAGCUUCGCGGCAGCGAUUAUGUAGAGGAAAGUCGCAAUAUGUAUUUCAGGUCUAGUUAUGGAUUCAAUGUAUGACUUUUGUAAUGCUGAUCCAAUGAAAAUUUACUGUAUUAUACUAUACUUGAUAGCAAUAGGCGAGAGCUAUGAUUUCCCUGAAGUGGUUUGCACGGGUGGAGUAGCUGCUUUGCUGGAUCGAUCAAAAAUCGGCUUUGUUCGUGGCGGGGCCGAUUUUUGUAUGUUACUUAACAAAGUGUAGAGCAACUUAUUUUGGUUUACUCCACUUAGUAUUGCGAUUGCGUAUGUUGUGCGAUUUGUUCAGCUUUGCGCGAAAUUGAGCAGCAGCUUCAUCAAGAACUAUGUUGGACCAUAUUAAGUAAGC
Messenger RNA from Amoebophrya sp. A120, 2433 nucleotides. Lineage: Eukaryota; Dinophyceae; Syndiniales; Amoebophryaceae. The record is from the annotation of a GenBank genome assembly.